Molecule: messenger RNA, 1149 nt
Organism: Stegastes partitus (bicolor damselfish)
Lineage: Eukaryota; Metazoa; Chordata; Actinopteri; Pomacentridae
Product: ral GTPase-activating protein subunit beta-like
Exons: 8
Biological process (GO): activation of GTPase activity
Molecular function (GO): GTPase activator activity
Source: RefSeq, a predicted model, not a curated record
AUGGAGACGAGCACUGCCACCUUAGAAGAAGCUGCUGGCUGGAGCAGGAGGAACCUGAUUGGUCUGUUCACUGCAGGAGAGUCACAUGACGCGUUAAACGCCUCCUUUAAUGAGAGUCUGGAGAAGAAAACCCGGUUCACUAAGAACGCUGAUGAACACCUGCUGGUGAAGUGGACGAUGGAGGUCCUGUGUUAUGGUCUUACUCUCCCAUUGGACAGAGACACAGUCAAACUCUGUGUGGACGUCUACACUGAUUGGCUGAUGGCCUUGGGUUCCCCGAAAGACUCCACCCCUCCACCAAUCAGCAGAGAGCCCAACCUGUAUGUGCAGAAGAUCCUGCGACACCUGUCCAGUCUGUUUCUGUCCAGGUGGGACCAGCAGAGUCCGGUCUACCUGUCGCUCUGUCAGCAGGUGCUGCAUGCCGUUCAGUCACUGGCCAGAGAGAACGCUACCAUGAGCAGAGAUACCUGGGAGACUCUGCUGCACUUCCUGCUCCACAUCAACCAUGCCAUGCUGGCUCCACCCACUGCUGCAGGCGGUGUUGUCUCGGACCUGUCUGUGGCGGUGCUCCUUGAGGUUUGGCUGCUGUCUUGCGCUCGCUGUUUUCCGUCUCGCUCUCUGUGGCAGAUGUGCAGACAGAUGUUGAGCAGCUGGAGGCAUCAGGCUGCAGUGGUGCAGCAGUGGAGCCGCGUCGUUGCAGCUUUAACCUCCAGGCUGCUGCUGCUGAACUUCGGUCCGUCCUUCCCUCCAUUUAAAGUCCCAGAUGAAGAUGCUGCUCUGAUACCUGCUGACCUGGACGACGAGCGAAUCCCUCACACCUGGUUCAGGUUCCUGCACCUGUUCAGUAACCCGGUGGAGCUUGUUGGUGACUCGCUGGAUGAAGCGUUCAGAGGAGACGUUCAGCUGCCAAAAAUCUUCUUCAGAGCCAUAAAAGGCAUCAGCUUGCUGGUCGACGCCUUCCUGGGUGUCCAGGUGAGCUCUGAUUGGCUGGCCAUGGACCAAUCACUGUCCGGUGGGGCGGCUCAUGUGAGCGUGCUCAGUUGUUUCCCACCUUCUGUGGGCAGAGAUGUUGCCGUCGCCGUGGUGAAGCCCCUGGCAGCCGGCCUGGGAAACCCCAACAUCUGCAGCCUGCUGCGCACCGAAAGACAG